Messenger RNA from Sordaria macrospora k-hell, 3351 nucleotides. NCBI's taxonomy places the organism in Eukaryota, Fungi, Ascomycota, Sordariomycetes, Sordariales, Sordariaceae. The record is from RefSeq and is a predicted model, not a curated record.
AUGGACCACAAUGAUACUGAUGGUGCAAACAGGAAGCUUGAAAGAGCAGCAGCAGUGGGGGACAACAGCUAUGCGGAUUCCGAGAAAUCGGCAUCCCUGAGAAGGGCCGUCACCAACGAAAGCAACCGAUCCGAUGCAGCGGCAUCCCCCAUUCUUCCUCCGCCGGGAACCGCUCCCUAUGCGCACGGCGUCGGCGCCCAAAACCAGGCCACCUCGAGCAUGUCCAACCUCGCCGACCCGCGGAUCGACAGCCAUUCCGACAUCAAACACUAUGCAUCGGACAUGAACCUACGGGCCAAGUUCGGCUCCAUGAAUGGGUCUUCGGCAAGCUUGGCACACGGCCCGGGUCCGGCUCUCUCGCCGCGCCCCCAAACAGCAAACGCCAAGAGCAAACCGUGGGACAACUCUGAUCUUCCCGAAAUUCCCACCAUGAAGAAGGCCUCGACCGCACCUAUUGCGCCCAGGUCCCCUUUGAGUCAGGUUGCCACAGAUCUUCCAGCGCCCAUGGACGCCAACGUUAUUCACUCGCCGGUAAAGGAGAAGGUGGAGGCAACCGUGAGACUGGUUCAGUCAGAUGAGGAUGCGGAGGACGCGCUAGGAGCGAUCUCAAAAGACCAGGAGGUUCUGGAGCGGAAUGUUGCGGAGGAAAAGAUCUCGGACGAGAUGUCGCCCACUGAGCCUUUGGCAAGACCUCACUAUAUGUCUCCGCUAGACCCUCUCAAUGGGCCAGGCCCGGUUUUGAAGAACAUCGACGAGAGACCUAGUAGCCGGGGCGGCAUGCAGGAUGGACCGCCGGGCCCAGUGUGCAGAGGGAACAUCGACGAAAGACCAGGUAGCCGAGGAGGAAUGCAUGGCGGACCUGGUGGCCCUGGACCGGUGUUUCGAGGCAACAUUGACGAAAGACCUGGAAGUCGAGGUGGGAUGCGUGAUGGACCGGGUGGUCCCGCGCCAAUCUUUCGUGGUAACAUUGAUCAGAGACCCGGUAGCCGAGGUGGCAUGCCUAUGAACGGCCCCAAUGGCCCGAAUGGUCCUAACGGCCCGCCCCGUCCUUUCCCACCCCAUGGCCAUGGUCCCCCUCGUCAUGGACCACCAACACAUGGUCUUCCACACCCCCCUGGACCUCGCACAGGACCUCCAGGACCCCGUGGACCCGGACCCCAUCCGGGACCUCACCAAGGGCCUCACCCGGGGCCUCCGCGCCAAGGACCGCCUUACCGAGGACCGAUGCCGCAUCAGGGCCCUCCUCACCCGGGGACACCCAACCGAGGACCGCCACGCCAAGGACCCCCUCGCAACGGCAUUCCUCCCCAGGGCACUCCCCGCCAAGGAUCUCCUCAUCAGGGAGCGCCUCAGCAUGGAUCUCCCCAUGGCGCUCCUUAUCGUGGAACCCCCCCUCCUCAUGGACCGCCACGCGGGCCUCCUCCCCAUGGGCCUCACCAGUCUGGUCCUCACCCUGGCCCUCACGGUCCCCCACAUGGUCCCCAUCAUGGGCCUCCUGGACCUCUGCGUCCUGGACUUCUUCGCGGCCCCCCCCCUCAUGGAUCUCCCCGUCAAGGACCUCCGCGUCAGGGAUCUCUGGCCCAGGGCCCUCCACAUGCUGGCCCUACGCCACUUUCUGCGCCUAACAACAAGCCGCUCCCUCCGCCAAACAAGCCGCUUCCUCAGCAGCCCGGUGGACCUACACCCCUUACUGCGCCGAACAAGCCUCUUCCUCAACAACCAGGCAUGGACACCCGUGGUCCUCUGCCGCAAGGACAUGCGACUUUGGGGGAUCUCCCACGCCUCCAGAUUCCUGGUUCAGAUAGCCGUCCUCAAAGUCCUGCUGUGAAGACUCCUAGCCCGGUCAAACGUAGCCAAGAGGAAGAAGCAAGCCCGAAAACUGUUCCCAUGCCGGAUACCGUCUUGUCGCCGACGACUGUGUCCGAGGCCGAAACCAGGGGCAACUCGCCAUCGCCUCCGGAAUCCAUCACUGAACACCUGCUCGACGACGAUGACUCAAUUUUCUCCAGGCCGAUUAUCAAAACCCUCGGAGCGAGACGUGACACACUGACCAUUAUUUCUCCUCGAAGACACAGUCUCUCGAUGAAGAUUGAAGAACUGGAACGGAGCCUCAUCGGUGCCCAGAAAGGUCGAAGCCUUGACGAUCAGCAACGCAGCUUUGACGACAAGAGCCUGAGUUCUGCCAGCAGCAUUUAUAGCCAGUUACAUUUGUCGGAAGAUGAAGACGACGACGAGCCGAUUCUGUCAUCGAUCCAGCCAGCGCCGCUGCGUACUCCCACAAAGACCAGCAACACGAACCCGAUGAUCGCCGACAUGUUUUUCGAAUCGCCGACAGCAGAAGACCCGCCAACUCCGAUUGCCAAGGACGAUCCCGAAACGCCCAUCAUCAGUGACCAUCCAGGGUCAUUCAGCAGUGCGGGCGGUAGCGGCUAUGGAAUGCCAACCCCGAGGCGAGGAGGACCACCAGCUGCAGCAUUCAGAACUCGCCGCCCUGCUCUCGAAGAGUACAGCUUGUUCAGCGGCCGAUCGACACCCGUUUCCCGCCCAGGACGAUCAGACACGGCAUCCACAACCGGCGGCAACAUGAGCUCUCCGUACCCGGGCACCGCCGACAGCAGCACCUUCAACUCGCCCCAGCGUUCCAACACACCACAACUCUGGCAUCCUCCUGCGCGACACAACCCGCCAACCCCGGCUCUGACUCCCGACCCCGAGCCAUACCGACCAGCCGCCAGUCCGCUCGCCAAUGCCGGCUUUAACUUUGACUUCGGCCCUCAACUGACCCCUUCCGUCCCGAGCCAGAACCUCAGCCCUAGCUCCACCUUCGGCGGCCCGACAUCCGCUCCCUCCGUCACCACCACCACCGGCCCUUCAACCCCAGACUCAAUGGUCGGCCCUGGUCCCGCCAUCAUCUCCCCCCUGAAGCCCGCUCCUCCCCGCUCCCCAACCCUCAACAGGCCGCACAUCCCUGCGCCGCUCAACUUCAACUUUAGCCCCGACGUUGACUCCCGCAGCACCACCACUCCGCCCGCGAUCGACGGCACCUUCGAUGGACUCUACGAAGACGGCACAGGCGCAGGAGGCAUAGGAACAAGACCCUCAACGGCGUUGGGCGCGCAUAGACCACCGCCCAUGACGCCCAUCUUUGGCCAACAUCCGCCCAGGGCACCGAGUAGGGCACAGACGCCCCUGCUUGGCGGUGCGGAUGAAGACCCCGAGGAAGUGGCCAGGGUUUUGGGGAUUGGUGUGGCGAGGGGGUUGAGCGUUAAGCAGCCGAAGCAGAGGGCGCCGGAACGGCCGCCUGUGCCGAACCCCACGUUGGUGGAUGGGUUUGGGACUGGGAUGAUUUAG